Durusdinium trenchii is the source of this 384-nucleotide messenger RNA. The record is from the annotation of a GenBank genome assembly. Lineage: Eukaryota; Dinophyceae; Suessiales; Symbiodiniaceae.
AUGCCUAUAUACAUCCAGGAGUUCUUCCAGGAGCAGCUUCCCCUGCCUUGCCUGUCCCACACAAAGCAAGAGCUGCGGGCUUUCAUGCCGAGGCGGUUCCUGAUGAACCACCUCAAGCAAAAUGCCAGCCAGGCUGGAAACUUUGAUGUUUGUGGGUGGGCCUUGUGGGCCUCAGCCAGAAGGCAGCGCAGUUCAGAGACGGGCCAGAGUUGGGAUGAUUGGGCAUCCAUCAGCAUUUUUGCAAACAACGAUGCCAUCGAGUGUCAGCUCAGUCCGGUCGCCACUAUAUCACUGUGUUGCUUGCUGCCUAAGCCUGUCGCCUGCGACUCUAGGCGCUUCUCCUGCCUGGAUUUGCGGGCCAUAAUGACGUUGCUGGCAACUUAA